Pistacia vera is the source of this 561-nucleotide messenger RNA. RefSeq lists its product as uncharacterized. Lineage: Eukaryota; Viridiplantae; Streptophyta; Magnoliopsida; Sapindales; Anacardiaceae. Gene Ontology annotation, cellular component: cytosol; nuclear speck. The transcript has 3 exons. The record is from RefSeq and is a predicted model, not a curated record. Bases 59 to 466 code for a protein of 135 amino acids. Gene Ontology annotation, biological process: DNA repair; negative regulation of double-strand break repair via homologous recombination; maintenance of rDNA.
UCAGCUACAGCGGUUCAAAAAAGACGAGCGAGAGAGGGAGAUUAAUUCUAACUCAAAGAUGGACUACAGUCUAGCAGCUUUGAAGGUACUAUGCGGCCAACUGAAGGACGCUCGAGAGACUCCAUCUCAAAACGCCGUCACGUUGGGCGGCAUUCUCUUUCAACGAGCGUGGCUACAGGGCGUCAUAGUUUCGCCUCUAGACGAUGACGGCAACUUGCUUCUCGAUGAUGGUACUGGCGUCGUCCAGCUUUGCCUCUCCGCCGACUUCCGCCAACAACAAUGGAACACAGGGAUGUAUGUGAUGGUGGUGGGAGGGUAUGUUGUACGCACGGGUAAGACCCCAAUGAUUAAGGUUCACAAGAUUGUAGAUCUUUCAGCAUUCCCAGAUCGAGAAGCAAUGUGGUAUCUUGAAGUAAUGGAGGCAUACAAGCUGUUCUACCAGCCCCUUAUUGAAGACUUUAUUUGACUUCUUCAUUCACUCGUAUAUUGUUGUACACAAACUCAUCACAUUCUUGAUAGUUUUGAAUUAAUGGACAUUCCGAUUCCUAUAUUCUGGGAUAU